Zerene cesonia (dogface butterfly) is the source of this 1894-nucleotide messenger RNA. RefSeq names its product zinc finger protein 182-like. NCBI's taxonomy places the organism in Eukaryota, Metazoa, Arthropoda, Insecta, Lepidoptera, Pieridae. Gene Ontology annotation, cellular component: nucleus. Gene Ontology annotation, molecular function: RNA polymerase II transcription regulatory region sequence-specific DNA binding; DNA-binding transcription factor activity, RNA polymerase II-specific. The coding region runs from base 91 to 933 and encodes 280 amino acids. The record is from RefSeq and is a predicted model, not a curated record. Gene Ontology annotation, biological process: regulation of transcription by RNA polymerase II. The transcript has 2 exons.
CGUUUGAAAUAAACACAAAUCGUUUUUAAAAGUCCAACAAUAGAAAAUUGCCAAUAAGCGUUAUUUCAUAAUCUCCAUUUGCCUACAAUAAUGAAUUUAGAGUAUAUAAAGCCUGGAAUAAAAUUAGAAUAUGCUGAUAAUAUAUUUUAUUCGAAACAUAUUACGUUUGAAGAACCGAUGAAAGAAGAAAUUAAUGUAGAAGACGAGGUAUUUCUAAGGGCUACUCCCACCUCAUUUACCGCGUAUGAUGACUUGAUACUAGAAGGACCGAGAAUGUGUUCAUUGUGUGAUGGAGUUUUUCCAAAUAGUUUUACUUUUCUGCAGCAUAAUAUAGACCAUAUUGAAGUGCCUUUAAUAAAAUUAAGUGUACACACCUGCAAGAAAUGCAACCACACGUUUCAUUCGAGAAGUGAUCUCCGUAAACACACACAGACCCAUAAAUCUAGUUCACUAGAAUUACAACGUUGUGAUAUAUGCGAUAAGAACAUCACACGUAAAUAUUGGUCUACUCACAUAGACGAGGUGCAUGGGAUGUUAAGACUAGAAUGCGAAGUGUGCAAGAAAGUGGUUAAAACUCUCAAAACACUAAAACGCCACAUGAUGUUCAUACACAACAAGAUAUAUAAGCCAUGGAGGUUCAGAAGGCAGGCAUGUGAAACAGACGAUGAGUACCAAUGUAGGAAAUGUCCGAAGAUAUUCAAACAUAAGUACUCCUUGCACACGCACAUGAAGAAUUGUCAUGCAGAUAUUCAGAUACAGUGUGAUGUGUGUAAAAAGACGUUUUCAAGUAAACCAUACUUAAAUACACACUUGCAGAGGGUGCAUUUUUUUGACGGGGACGAACAUGCGUGUGAUAUAUGCGGGAAGUCGUUCAAAUCGAAGCGUAGAGUGUGCAUACAUAAGAAGAAUUCGCAUAAGAACUAUAGAGCUUGAUGCCGAUGUAUAGAGCUUGAUUCUUUGGAAUAUAUAUAUUUUUUUAUGUUUGUGGAGAAGAGGCUUAUAUAUACUUGUAUGUUAAUAGUAAUAAUAUAAGUCUGAAGGGGCUUGUUUGUUAGUUUGAAUGCACCUAUUGCAGGAAACACUGGACCAACUUAAAAAAUUCCUUCACUGUGUAAUACGUACAUGAUCCUUGAGUGCCUAGGCUAUAUCCGGUCAAAGCCCGGAUGGACUGUUAGGGUGUUUAGGGUACUACAAUGUGACUGUUGUUUAAUCUUGUUCAUAGGAGUUUUAGAUCAUCUUAUUAUGUAUAUAGUGAGCAAUGUGUAUCAUUUACAAUCUUUUGUGCAUUUAAACUAAUGUCUUUUUCAGAAAAUAAGAAUGAUUAUGCAAUCGACAUUUAUGAAUAUCUAAGGGGCACCCCACGCCAUUUAUUACCUUAGGCACAUGAAACCGAAAGAGUAGAAGAAAUUCGAUUACAGUGGCGGGAUCACGGGUGGCCGAGAGGCUAGGCGUUGCUACGGUUAGGCAAGAAACGCAGGUUCGAGUCCUGCCUCGUGAUCGAUUUUUUUUCUAUUCUUUCAAAAUUUCCCACUGUUUUAAAUAGUUCAGUUGGCAGCCCUUGCCCUCGCCCCUAUAUAAGGUUAUGAGUAUAGAUUAUUCAGUGUAUACUGGAAUUGAUUAUGAGUUUGUAUUUGAUUUAUUCUGUAAGUAAUCGAUUACUACGACAUAGUAUUAUAGGUUUAGUAGGUAGUACAUGAAACCAUUUUUAUAAAGUAACAUUAUAGGCAUAUUGAAGCUUGUUUAUAGUUUUGAAGAUUAAAGAGUAGGUUCCUUUAUAAGUUUUGUAAUGUAUGUGUAAGAAUUUAUGCAUUAUGUUAAAGGAAUUGACUGACGAUUCAUUAAAGAUUUUAAGACUAGAUAUAAAAUAUUGUUGUUGGGUUUUAAUAAUACAGGG